This is a messenger RNA of Dovyalis caffra, 399 nucleotides long. The record is from the annotation of a GenBank genome assembly. Lineage: Eukaryota; Viridiplantae; Streptophyta; Magnoliopsida; Malpighiales; Salicaceae.
AUGGUCCGGGGAGAGAGGACGUUAGUGAGAGCAUGGAGAGAAAUGGCAGGUGGUUCUUACUCCUCGGUGGUCAAUUCUUCUAAGGAAAUUUUUGAUGGUGCCAUUGGGCCGGCCGAGAUUUUUGAGAGUAGGGCUAGCAAGGCCCAAGAUCCAUGGCUCGGUCCUUUGUUCGGACAACGAACCGAGCCAAAACCCACCGAACUCGUGGAAGACAAGCAGGCGUGUGGUCAAGGUUAUGAAGAAGAUCGUGUAUGUAAUAGUUGGGGUAUUCGAUCCUAUUAUAACGAGAGAAGUCUAACUUUACCAAUUUGGGAGCCAAAUUCGCAUUGGUCCCAUCACGGCUUGGUAUGCCUUCGUAUCGGACCCAACCGAUUGGUGGAGGAUUCCUCCUUGGCUUAA